UCUAGACCCAAAAGCCCCGUAUAAAUAAAUCCCUGCCACCCCAUCCUCUCAACCCAUCAUCUCCAAAACCUAUAACAUCUAUCUUUAAGGACCAACCACCUCGAACAUAAACAAAAAAAAAAACAAGACCAUUCAUUCACAAUGAAGUUCCUCGCCAUCUCCUCCCUCAUUGCAGCAGUCUCUGCUCUCCCCUCUGUUCCUGCCCCUCAGGCUCAGAAUGACCCCAAUGCCUUCGGUGUUGUCGCCGCUCGUUCCGCCUCUCCCAUCCACUUCCUCACCCUGAACGCCGCCAACUCCCACUUCUACCUCGGCGGAAAGGCCGCCACCUACUGCCCCGAGAAUGUCGAGAAGCUGGGUGCCUGCCCCCCGGGCAAGGAGACUUCUCUCCUCGGCGACAAGUACCUUAACGUCGCCGUCCCCGGUGGCCAGAGCAUCUACGUCGACCCCAAGGGCGCUCUCUCCUUCACCACCCCUCACUCCGGCUACACUCCCCCCGGCUCCUCGACUGACGGCUUCGCCUACAAGCCCGGCAAGAACGGCACCCUUGGCAGCUGGACCUACAAGAACGGCUUCAUGGCCUGCCCCACCACCAACUCCACCAUUGUCCCCGGCAACCCCAAGUGGCAGGUCUUCGCUGCCUCCAACAACGCCACCGUGCCCACCGGUAACGUCAGAGACUGUCUCGGUUUCUCGGCUGUUGCUGCCCCUUACACUGGUCCCGUUGCUGCUUGGGAAUACAUCUAAGCUUGUUUCUCUACGCUUCUUUUCCUCUAAUCCAUCCAGAGACCUAGAUGGACAGAAGAACAAAAAACAAGACUUCCUCGAUUGGUAUGGUAUAUAUGAUAUAUAAUCCCAAGAUCAAGAUACACAGUCUGUGGGGAUAUCGAGGUGACCAAUAUGUAAAUCAACGUAACGGAGUCUAGGAUAUUAUCAUGUAUUAUACGCUUUAUUCUGUGAAUAUGAAAUCUGACCUUAAUAUUUAAUGCAAACCAUCCAUCCAACA
Messenger RNA from Aspergillus caelatus, 1003 nucleotides. Its product is annotated as putative IgE-binding protein. Lineage: Eukaryota; Fungi; Ascomycota; Eurotiomycetes; Eurotiales; Aspergillaceae. Bases 142 to 744 code for a protein of 200 amino acids. The record is from RefSeq and is a predicted model, not a curated record. The transcript has 2 exons.